Messenger RNA from Homo sapiens (human), 5563 nucleotides. RefSeq names its product NALCN channel auxiliary factor 2 (gene NALF2). The transcript is spliced from 2 exons. The record is from RefSeq and is a predicted model, not a curated record. Lineage: Eukaryota; Metazoa; Chordata; Mammalia; Primates; Hominidae. Gene Ontology annotation, cellular component: membrane. Bases 958 to 1980 code for a protein of 340 amino acids.
CCAGUCCCGCUCCCUCCUCCUCUCCGUGCCUCUUUCUCCGCCCUGCUCCCCGCCAAACACACUUGCACAGGGGCUCUCAAGGUGUUCUCCGCACAGCGGAAGAUGGCGACAGACUGAGGGUGCAUGGCCAGCGGGAGCCACGGGGCCGUGCCGCUGGGCUGCAGCCACAGCGGUGCGAACGAGAGGCGGAAGCGAGAGGCGCACUAAGUAAAGCCCGGUGUCUGCGUCCGGCGCCUGUGGCGCUGCCGGGAGCCAGGUGGCCCGCCCGAGCCGGAACUCCAGGAGCAGCGGGUGCGGAGCCAGAGCGGAGCCCGCCAGGGACUGGCCCCGGCGAACACCCGGAGCGCGAACGAAGCCCGAAGGGCCCGGCAACGGACCGGCCGGCCGGCCUAGGAGGGCGCGAGCGAGGCAGGGAGCGGCGUGGAGCGGGCAGCGGGCGGACGGGCGGGAGCGGAGCGGCGCGGGGCGAGGGGAGCGGAGCGGAGCGCGGCGGCGGGGCCCGCACGGCGGCGCUGAGGGGCGCAGAGCUGCGCCGAACCGAGACGGCCGGUUUGGAGUGCGAGCCGGGCGGCCGCCGGCGCGGAGUGAAGUGGCACGGAGCCGAGGGCAGCUGAGGGGCCCGACACUAUGAGGAGUGCGGCGCCGCCGCCGCAGCCGCCACCGCCCCAGUGCCCCGCACCGCCCCCAGCCGGGACGCCGGGCAGCGCCUAGCGGGCCGGGCGGCGGCGCCCGGGCUGAGAGCGACGGAGCGCGGGAGCGGCGCGGAGACGGCACCAGAGCGCCCCGCGACUCCGGCCUGAGCGGGGCAUCGCGCCGGCCGGCCUGCCUCACCAUGCAGCCCCCGAGGUAGAGCCUGGACGGCGCCGAGGAGCGCAGAGCGGCGCGCAGCCCGCCCGCCCCAGACGGCCGUCUGGCCUCGCGCCUGCCUGUUCCCUCCAGCCCGGACCCCCCUGAAAUAUGUUCAGGGGCGCUUGGAUGUGGCCCGGGAAAGACGCCGCCGCGCUGACUAUCUGCUGCUGCUGCUGCUGCUGGGCUCCCAGGCCGAGCGACAAACCUUGCGCCGACUCCGAGCGGGCGCAGCGAUGGCGACUGUCCCUGGCGUCCCUGCUCUUCUUCACCGUGCUGCUCGCUGACCAUCUGUGGCUGUGCGCGGGGGCCCGGCCCCGGGCCAGGGAGCUGAGCAGCGCCAUGCGGCCCCCAUGGGGGGCCGGCCGGGAGCGGCAGCCGGUGCCUCCUCGCGCGGUGCUGCCGCUGCCGCCGCCGCCGCCCGGCGAGCCCAGCGCGCCCCCAGGCACCUGCGGCCCCAGAUACAGCAACCUGACCAAAGCCGCCCCCGCCGCCGGCUCUCGGCCGGUCUGCGGCGGCGUCCCAGAGCCCACGGGGCUGGACGCAGCUUGCACCAAAUUGCAAUCUUUGCAGAGACUUUUCGAACCGACUACUCCGGCCCCCCCUCUGCGGCCCCCUGACUCCCUUUCCCGUGCCCCGGCCGAGUUCCCCUCCGCCAAAAAAAACUUGCUCAAAGGCCACUUUCGGAACUUCACUCUCUCCUUUUGCGACACCUACACGGUCUGGGACUUGCUGCUGGGCAUGGACCGCCCCGACAGCCUGGACUGUAGCCUGGACACCCUGAUGGGGGACCUGCUGGCCGUGGUGGCCAGCCCGGGCUCCGGGGCCUGGGAGGCGUGUAGCAACUGUAUCGAGGCGUACCAGCGGCUGGACCGACACGCUCAGGAAAAAUAUGACGAGUUCGACCUCGUGCUGCAUAAAUACUUACAGGCGGAAGAGUACUCAAUCCGGUCCUGCACGAAAGGCUGUAAGAGGCUGGAACUGAACGUCCUGGGACUGGCUGGUGCAGGGGGAAGGCCAAAGAUGGGAGGAAGAAUAUUUGGCAACCAAACCCUCACCCUUUGGCUUCUGCCAGUGGGUGAGAGGACGAGCACUCCUGGUGGUGGGGCACACCACACACUUGACCUUAUGUGACCUGAGGUGACUGGCCAGAGCCGAGGCAGGUCGAGCCCAGGGGCUGCCUGUCUUCUCCCAAGGAAGUCACCUGCAGGCUCUUCUCCCCUGACAAAGGAAGGAGCUGGGAACAGGGAACAGCGACUGGUGGGAAGGCCACUGAAGGUUAGUGCAUUCUCAUACAAAACUCCCAGUGCCUUCCCAGCACCCCAUGGUGACAGUGGGGGGAACACUGGCUUUCUAGCUGCUGGGGAUAGGUAUCCAGAGGAGAGGUGAGGCAGCUGCAGACCGGCCCGCCUAGGGAAGAGCUGAGUGUUAAGAAACUUCUUGACCCUCGGCGGGGUUGCUCUGGACAGUUAGGUGGGUGAGGGCUGCAAACAUUUGGGACUUGAUGGUACUGCCCUGCUCGCCCAGCCUGGCCAGGUGACCUGCCUUUGGGAGGAAAGAGAACAGCAAGGUCAAAGGGUCAGAUGACAAGGAGACCAGGAGGGGUGGUGGCCUCACACAUCCUCGAGCUGGGGCCAAGAGCUGGAGAGUGAGACAGUUGCUUUCUAGCCUAGCUCGUGUCCCUCCAAGACUUUGGGGAGGGGCAGAAAGUGCCAUUUUCCAUCCAGCAUGGCCCUUGUGGACUUCUGCAGGGCUUCCAUGCUUUUAGCGGGUUCCCUAGGGAUUGGGGCAGAGGGUUGGGAAGGAAAAGGGUAGUUCCUCGCUCCUGACUUCACUUUCUCCUUCUCCUUUUUCCUGCUCUCGUAACCUAGCAGUCUCCCUCCCGCCUCCCUCAGCCUCAGCUGACUCACUGCCUCACUCACACUACCAAAUGAGAUAUUCCACUUCUUAAAGGUAUACAGACAGAUAGACACACACACUGCCAUACACCAUCACCACCACCCCGGGCAAAGUCACAUAGGCAUGCAGAGAGGUCGUCACACCCACAAACAGUGUCAUUAGAAGCAGAUGCCGUGUCACACACACGCACAUCUCCCCAUGGUAUCAGAGACACGCAGGCAGAAGUACUGUCACAUGAAGAAGGGCACAUUUUGUCUUACAGAGACACAUACCCUCGAUGUCAGCCACGGACACAUACACUCAGUGGGAGCAGAGAGACAGGGUCCACAAGCAGAUGGAAUCAAGGAUGUCUGUUUUUUGUGGCCCUCCCUUCAACCCCAUGGCCCUGUUUUUUGUUUGUUUGUUUUGUUUUUUUCCUCAAUCACCAGUAUGAAUGAGAGGCAUGCCACAACUUCCCCAUGGGGUUUUCUCCGUGUUGUAGUUGACUCCGAUUUCUGUCUGGACCUGAACUAAAUACAAAUCUCUCAUGUUGAUUGUUUUUACCAAGCAGUGUGACGUAGGAGAAAUACAUCUGAUCUCUCCAGUUCAGGAGGCCUUAUCACCUCUACUUCUUGUUAGUGGUAUGACCUUGGGCAAGUCACUUCACUUCUGUAAGCUUUCAUUUCCUCAUUUGUAAAACAGGGAUCAUCAUCCUUGCUCUGCCCACAUCCUGGGUCUUUUGUGGGAAGAAGGUGCAGAUGUAUUUUGUAAUAAGAAUAUAACAUCUGACAUUAAUGUAAUGCUUAAGGUUUUUCCGCCCCUCUCGUGUGUGUUAUGAGAUCAAGGAGGCUGGUGAUACUAGCACCACUACUCCCAUUUUACAGAUGAGGAAACUCAGGUGCAAGGGGAUCAAAUGGUUUGCCCUAAGGUCACUCAGCUAAUGAGCAGGAGUGCCAGGACUCCAGCCCACGUGUUUUGGUGCCAACCUCGUGCUUUUGCCAUGGCCUCACAUCAAGUUCCUGAUGGCCCUCCCUCCUCUCCUUUGUCUUCUUGUCUGUCUCUCUCCAGCAAACCAGCGAACUCCUCCUGUGCUCUCGCUGCCUGCUGUGCCGGCAGAAGGGCAGUGCCAGCUCCAUAGCUCUCUUCCGGCCUUUCCCACCCUUGUCCAAUGCUCUCUCCCUCAACUGAGGCCAGACCCACCUGGCUCUCGAAUCCAGCUGUAUGAUGGGCACGAAGGGAAAAGACAGCCCUGCUACCCUACUUGGACUGUAGGCUCCUCUCUCCUCAGUCCCUCACCCCACCUCCCUGGCAGGCCUUACUUGCCAUUCCCAAACCCCGUUCCUGGGCUCCAAGCCCUCCUGUCUGGUCCCCACCCCAAAUGGGAUCCCUGCGAGAUGACGCCCCACCCUCAGAGCUUCUCCUGAGUGGAGAGACCACAGCCCCAGGCCAAGAUGAAGAGGCUUUCUUACUUCUAGAAACCAAGCUGGGAACCUCUGUUUCAGAGCCAGGUGACCCCCUGUCCCCAGGACCCUGUACUGAGUGCAUCAGUUAGCUCUUCCCUGGGUGGCCCCAGAAACCCUGUUCUCUGCCUUUGCAAUAUCUGCCCCCGUUUCAGGCCACACAGGGCCCCACGAAUCAUACCUGUCCUCGCUGCUGCCUGUGACACCUCCCAAUUUAGUACCAGCUGCAACAUUUCCUUAAUGUGCAACUGACUUCCUCUCACACAGCAGGGCAAUGUAACUUAGGUAGGCCGAUGCCCUUCCCCGCCCUGGCCUCUCCCAACUCCCAGGGUCAUGCCUCACCUCUCUCUUAGCUUCCUGUGCAUCCCCACAAGCCCUAUUUCCUCCAACCCCCACCCCACUCUCUUGGCCAUAGCUAGGGUUACUGGACAACCACCACACUCCCCCAUGGCUCUCCAUCCUCCCAGUUCUGCCACACUCCUGCCUUUCUGAUUGCCUCUUCCCCCACCUCUGUCUCUUUCCUACUCUCUCUUCAGAACAUUCAGACUAGGGGGAGUGAUGGAGAUGGGGGCAAAAUCCUGGCUUCUUCUCUCAUAGCUGUUGAUCUGAGGGGAAAUAGAGGCCCAAGGGAGGGGCAGUUCUUAGCUCUCUCACCAGCCAUAGGGUUGCAUUAGUAAAGAUGAGUGCCAGGGAAGGAUGUGAUAGUUCUGCUCUAUUCCAGACUGACCCAAACCCACCUGGCAGACAGUGUGUUUGAUUUUGGGUCUCACACUGACUGGGCUGAGAAGGAGGCAGGAACCCAUGUUCUUCUGGAGAGAGUUGAAGGAGGUGUUUCACCUGGAGAAGAGGUGACUCGGGCAGAUAUGCUGUCUGACUUCACACCUCAGAAUAGUUGACAUGGUAUAAAUGAAAAAGCAUGACCUGCGUGGCCCCAAAGGGCUUUUAUAGUUAGAAAGUUCUAGGUUAAAACCUAGUUCUUUUAUUUAUUACCUGUGUAACCUUGAGCUAAGGACGUCAACUCUCUGAGCCUCACUUUUCUCACCUGUAAAAUGGGGCUAAUUCAUCGUAACAGUCCUGUGAGGUCAUUAUUAAUGAGAAGAGUCUUUACAGUACCCAGACCUGCCAUAUCAGAGUUGCUCAGUUUCUUCCUUUCAAAAAAGGAACAGACUGCCUUAGGAGGAAGUGAGCUCCUGCUCCCAGGAAGUGUCUGGCCCGAUACAGGUGGACCCUUGGGGAAAAUGCCGUGGAGGCAAUUCUAACACCAGAUUAUGAGCAGAGUUGGACCAGGUGACCUUUGAGGUAUAUUUCAGCCUGGAUUUUAGGCCUGUGAGCAAAGCUUGCUCAUUGAACAGCAGCACUGGAUGGGGAGGGCUGGGGAA